AAAGGAAAAGUGGUGCAAGAAUACGAGAACAAAGGUGCUAGAGAGGUGCUCCCACACUGACAGUGAAUUUUUGUGUGUGAAUAGGUGGACUGAAUUGGUGGCAAGGAAAGCGACCGCGUGAAAGGAAGAGAGUGAGUGCCGCGAGGAGUACGACGGACGGUGGAGGAUGUCGAUCAACUGACACCCACGCAGAUGAAAAUUUUGCUUCCUACACACAGAGUAGCAACAACGGUGGCAGAGCAUAAGCAGAAAAAACUGGAAAAUUGAUUUCUAUACAAAUCAAAGUGCAAUAGUGAAGUGAUAGAAUAUUAAGGACUCCUUAAGUAACUGUGUGUUUGUGUGCAAAUUAUAUCGCAGCCGAUUUGAGUGUGGAACAAUCUUCUGGAUAAAGUUAACCUACCGUACCUAAUUAGGAUCCAUCCAGGGUGCACAAGCAACAACCAUGCACACCUUCCUAUUACCGCUGUUUGGCCUGAUGGCCUUAGGUAGUGCAUCACUGAGCUAUCCGGUGUUCGGUACUAAGCGGUACACUCGAGCAAAUCUACUUCCAGCAAACGAUUACGGAAGCUCCCUAACGGUGCCAGUGUACUCCCCCGUCCAACAGUACUACGAUCAACAGCCACAACAGUACCUGUCGAUGCCGUCGUACUCGAUGGGGCCCGCCGCUUCGGAUUACUACGACGACAGUGGCUAUUACAAUAGUAAUAAUUACUACUACAACCCUCCCGUGCAGCGGCGACACCAAAGACAGGACCGAUACCCUUCGUACGGACUUCCAACGUACCGCGGCGAGUACAAACCUACCCCGUACUACUACGCACACGCUCCCAGCUAUAGCUACACGGACGACCACGAGUCCAACAAUCCCCUGGAUGACCUGCACGAAGAAAUGCUCCAGGAGGACGAACGCGAGCGUGCGCGAGACUAUCAACCCGUAGGUCAAGAACAAUGGUACGAAAGUCCCUCGCAACAUUCUCCCGAUUCCGCCUUCCUGCGCAACCUCAUCAUGUACAACAAUCAGAUGAGUUCGCUACGCAAUAAGCAAUUUGACUCGAACGAAUACUACGAGGAGUACGAAGAUGUGGAACCGGACUACUACGACACCCCGUACGCUGACAAUCGAAACACCUAUAACAGCUACGUCAACCCGUACACUGGCAGCACCAGCACUGGCAACAGUAAUAACCAAAAUCCACUUAACAAAAUCAGCAGCUUGCGAAACAACAUGGCCAAGAACGCCGUAGAAGACGACGAAGAAGUGCAGGAACUGAAAUCUCUCAUCCAUCAACAGAAGAACAGUCGACUGCUGCAUCAGCAGCAGCAGCAGCAGCAACAACAACAACAACAACAACAACAACAGCAACAGCAACAGCAACAGCAACAACAACAACAACAACAACAACAACAACAGCAACAGCAAAGACAACAACAACAACAACAACAACAACAGCAGCAGCAGCAAUCGUUUGAGAAGCAAACCCCCUCCCCAAUCCAGGACAUCAAACAGCACCAGCAACGGUCCCUAGCCAACGACUACCAACAGUACACCAACACCGACAGCUGGCAGCAAGACAGUCCAGCCUACAAUACCUACGACUACGACAGCGAAUACGACGAUAGCUGGACUCAUUGGGAUAGCAAACGCAACGUUCAACCGAAGAAGCUAAUCCUACCGACGGCACCGACGACGACGACGACAACUUCUGCUCCUACGACAACAACCACCGAAAAACCCAAGGUUGAAAUCGUACAAGGCCACAACGGGCAGAAAGAGGUGGUGCUACCACGACCGGCUGCACCGAUCCGGAAUCCGUUUGCCAAUGUGAUUCCACAGCGGCCACAGGCGGUCAACAUGGUAGCCCAACAAACCCACAAAGCCAAGACGGCCGGGUCACCAUCGUCGUCAUCGUCGUCGUCCUCCACUAGCACCAGUGUGUACGACACGAUCAAGAAGAUUAUCAACAUGCAGCAGAAUCUGGAGGACGCCGAACUCCGCCAGCAGCUAGACAGCCAACGGCACAAGGGUCGUGUCAACAAGCGGUUCGUCUCCACGGCCGAAUCGCUCGUACAGCAACUGGACGGUCUCAAACGGACGGCGUAAAUCCAACCUAACACCCAGGACAAAAAAAAACAAACCUAAGGUUAAGCUAUUAUUUUCUCCAAAGUUGCUAACUUCUCUUCUUCCACUUUCACCGCCUGCUUCAUUUCACUUACUUGAUAAUCCUCUGAUACGCCCGAUUUUCCCAAAAAGUACACACAGUAACCUUCCUUUUGAAUUACACCGUCGCUAAAUUUUGCGACAUCAAACGAAAAGUUCAACCUUCUUACAAAAUAACACAACAAAAUGGUGAUAGUUAUCAUAAAUGUGGUUUGUUCCAAAGUUUUUCCUUUGCACUUCAGAAGCGUUGCAUCAUUGAAAAAAAAAGCCUAAUUAUUGAAAAUAAAACGAUGAAGCGUUGUAGCUAACAACAUUCACACACACAUUCACACUGAGACACAAAAGAGAACACUGAUUGAGACUGAAUUUAUGUAAAUAAUUAUAAAUGAGUAUAACAAAGGUAUAUAUAUUUACGGACGAAAAGAGAAACAGGAUUCAAAUUGAUAUAUUUGAAAUUUUUAGCUCUAUUUAAGUCGAAUCUUUUUUCCUCGAUUUUUCCUAAGAAAAACUCUCUCCAUACUUGAACCGAACUUUUUACUGUAAAUACAUUUUCCCUCGAAUGCUCAUUGCCAAUCAAUUCAAGUUUUGAUUUUGAUUUUCAAUCAAUUGAAACUGAACCCGAGGUGACGCUCGCCGUCGGUCACUUUUACGAGUUGGACUAUUUGGAAAAAAAAAUAUGGAUUGACCGGCCGCGACCGUCGCCAGAAAACAGACUUCAGUAAACUAACGAUAGGAAAGAUAAUCGUGUCAAUUUUUAGCAACAAAAUCAAUAGUAGCUUUUUAUAUUUUACACUUUUGAGUCCUUCACUACAUAUAUAUUGAUAUAUUAUACACUAUGAGGUGCGUUUGUUGAAGUUGUUGUUGCCAGGGGGUACCACCUUCCCGCAUGCAACUCACAGCACACGCACCCAUCAAAGAACUGCUUCUCAAGCGCUCACCUUUUGAUCAAAUAAAAACAAACAAUACAUAAACAAAACUAUAAUCGUGUUUAAGAGGGAUAAUCAGACAGCGGAAAGAGACGAAAGACCCUUCCAAUGGCAGCUAGCGCCCAAAUUUAAUCAUGAUUAAAAGAAACGUGAGCCGAUCGACAAUCACCCCCCAUCGAUGGGUUCUACGAAUCACCCCUCGAAGGACGAUGAUUGUCGUGUAAAAAUCCAAUCAAGAAACUCAGCAGCAUUUUUGCAGAUCCGAUCGGUAAAAAAAACGACGAUUAUUGCAGCAACAGAAUAGUUAAGAUAACAAAAGAAAUCAGCAGCUAUUACCAACAAACAUUAUACUAUCUAUAUAUAUAUUUAUAGGGAAAUUGAACUGAUGUUUAGUGGACUAUCAAAUCCAGACAAACAAAGGAGAACAAAAAACUAAACAUAGCGUUGCCCCCCGUUCGGAAAUGCGGUUUUCGAGGAGGCCGACAUCAGUUAUCAGAAACCCGUCAGGGGGCGGCACCAACUUGUAUAUAGUAUCAAUCAAUCAGAUCAAAGAUAGUAGCCAAAAUCAAUCAUAUUUCAUUUUCUCAUAACUUUUCCACCCGCACAUAAAAAUGAACCUUCCAUCUUCUCCUUAACAUUUAACAUUUUCUGCCUCGCCAAUCUGUCCUAUCCCACCCACGCACUGAUUAACAUAAGCACACGCCUGCAAAACCAAAUUCCAAGCACCAGAUUCCGGGCCUGAGAACGGGCAGAAAAUUGAAAUGCCAUUUGCCCACUCACUCCAAGAGAGCACAUAAAAGAGGUAUCUAAAGAAUAGAAAAAAUGAUCGCCGCUCGAAGGACUAUGCAGGAGAAGGCCUAACGCAAAAUAAUAGCCAAACCCUUAACCCAGGCUUUUAAAUUGAAAAAAAAAACUUAACAAUACCCUAACUACAGAAAAAUUCAAAAACAAACACGAGAGCAAGGACUGCAUUUA
Ochlerotatus camptorhynchus is the source of this 4059-nucleotide messenger RNA. RefSeq names its product GATA zinc finger domain-containing protein 10-like. Gene Ontology annotation, molecular function: transcription coactivator activity; chromatin DNA binding. The transcript has 3 exons. Lineage: Eukaryota; Metazoa; Arthropoda; Insecta; Diptera; Culicidae. The record is from RefSeq and is a predicted model, not a curated record. Bases 443 to 2101 code for a protein of 552 amino acids.